AUGCUAUGGUCAAAACCCAAAGUUUUCCAGGUCGAAAUCCCAGGGACAUCUGAAUCGACCUAUUUUUCGGCGCAAUCAAUCCAGCUCACUGCUUGCUGGUCAAUCGCUUUCGUCAGGAUGACAGCACGGGCUAGCAUGUCUACUAUCUGCUUGUCUCGUCAAACAACUCUGAGAUUCAGCCAGGCCGGGUCUUUCUCUCCCAAGCCAUUGAGAACGAGGAGGGGUCUUGCGACAGCAGGGCACUACAAAACCCCCAAGCCCUUCAACGAGCCUAAUCUCCACUAUGCUCCGUCAUCUCCAGAGCGAGAGAAGUUGAUCGCUGCUCUCAAAGAGUUGCGACCCAAGAUCCCCGUCCGAGUGCCUACCAUCCAGAAUGGAGCAGAAAUCCACACCCAGCCUAGCAAGUCGGAUGCUGAGACUUACAUGCCGUCGGAACAUACUUCAGUCUUUGCCAGAUACACCCCGGCCACUGAAGGCGACGUUUCCGCCGCCAUUCAAGCGGCGUUGGAGGCAAAACAAGCCUGGCAAGAUACGCCUUUCACGGACAGGGCCGCAAUCUUUCUGAGGGCCGCCGAGCUGGUUUCCAAGAAGUACAGAUUCGAACUCAUGGCCGCGACCAUGCUUGGGCAAGGCAAAAACGCUUGGCAGGCGGAGAUUGAUGCUGCUGCCGAGCUGGCGGAUUUCUACCGCUUCAACGUCUCGUACGCGGAAGAGAUCUAUUCGAGGCAACCCACCAUCAACGAGAAAGGCCAAUCAGGGCGUACCGACUGGCGACCCUUGGAAGGCUUUGUCUAUGCUAUCUCACCGUUCAACUUUACCGCGAUCGGUGGAAACUUGAUUUCCGGACCACUGCUUCUAGGCAACGUCGUGGUCUGGAAACCGUCUCCGUCCAACAUCUACGCAAGCUACCUAGUAUACAAAAUUCUACGCGAAGCGGGACUCCCGGCGCAUGUCCUUCAAUUCAUCAACGGCGACGCCGAGCUCGUUACGAAAGUCGCUCUAUCACACCGGGAGUUAUCGGCCAUCAACUUUACCGGCUCCUCUGAUGUAUUCCGCAGUCUUUUCGGUCAGAUCGCCGAUGGGGUCAAGGAGAAGAAGUAUCGCGACUUUCCACGACUGGUUGCCGAGACCUCAGGGAAGAACUUCCACCUUAUUCAUCCCAGUGCUGAUAUCAGCAACGCCGUCAAGCAUACUAUUCGUGCCUCUUUCGAAUACGCGGGUCAAAAGUGUUCGGCAUGCUCUCGAAUCUAUAUUCCCCAGAGUAAGGCAGACCAGUUCUUCUCCGAAAUCAAGAAGGAGUUGGGCAACGUUAAGGUCGGACCGCCGGAGGACUUCGGUAGCUUUACCGGGCCUGUGAUCAACCAAGCAGCAUUUACCAAAAUCACUAAGGCUAUUGACGCUGCGAACAAGGAUAGCCAGCUUGAGCUUAUCGUCGGCGGCAAAUACGACUCCAGCAAGGGCUUCUACAUUGAGCCCACCAUUUAUAACGCCAAAUCGGUAGACCACCAUCUCUUUGACCAGGAGCUUUUUGGUCCCGUCUUGACUGCCUUUGUGUAUCCUGACGCCGAGUUCGAAGCCAUCUUGGAAACAAUCGAUAAACAUGGCGGUGGUUUCGCUCUCACCGGUGCUAUCUUCGCCACAGACGCGGCCGCAAUCCGGCUGGCCGAGAACAAGCUGCGCUAUGCUGCUGGCAAUUUCUAUACGAACUGCAAGACGACUGGGGCUAUUAUUGGUCAACAGUCUUUUGGAGGCGCCAGAAGCAGUGGUACCAAUGACAAGGCCGGCAGUGCCAACAUGCUGAUGCGCUUCACGGCACCUCGAACUUUGAAAGAGGAGUAUCACCAGCUGGACCAUGUCCUGUAUCCCAGCAACGCCUAA
Messenger RNA from Exophiala dermatitidis NIH/UT8656, 1878 nucleotides. RefSeq names its product 1-pyrroline-5-carboxylate dehydrogenase. NCBI's taxonomy places the organism in Eukaryota, Fungi, Ascomycota, Eurotiomycetes, Chaetothyriales, Herpotrichiellaceae. Gene Ontology annotation, molecular function: L-glutamate gamma-semialdehyde dehydrogenase (NAD+) activity. The coding region runs from base 1 to 1878 and encodes 625 amino acids. The transcript has 3 exons. Gene Ontology annotation, cellular component: mitochondrial matrix. The record is from RefSeq and is a predicted model, not a curated record.